AUGAUAUCAGAUUUCAAAGCUAGGCGCGUUCGUUAUUUUUAUUAUUAUUUAUUUAAACAACAGACCGUUUUAUUGAAUGAGUUGUUAAGUGCUUCACCCCUCCGACUCUUUGCUAUUUCAUUCUCUAUCUCUCCACACACAACUACUUACACAUUUCUUCUUUUCAUUUUUUUUAACUUUGUUUUGUCUGUCAUUUCCCGUAUCUAUCGUUACCAAUUUCCUUCUUUCUUCUUUGUCUGUCUUUUUGUUGUUGUUGUUUUCAGGAAUUUUUUUUGUUUUUUCUUCGCUCAUUCAACCUUUUUUUAUCUAAACUCUCUUGUUUUUCUUUCCGAAUUUCUCUUUUCUUAUUCUCACCGGCUUUCUUUCCACUCCUUUUACUUUCUUACUUUUUAUGUUUUUAUCUCUUGUUCUUUUUAUAAUUUCCUCCCAUUUUUCAUCCUCUUUCUUUCUUUGGCUUUGCUUCUCUUUUUUUAUUAUUUAUUUUUCAUUUAUUAUUCUUCCUGUUCUUUCUCUCUCUCUCUCUCUCUCUCUCUCUCUCUCUCUCUCUCUCUCUCUCUCUCUCAUGUUCUUUAA
This is a messenger RNA of Acanthosepion pharaonis, 573 nucleotides long. The record is from the annotation of a GenBank genome assembly. NCBI's taxonomy places the organism in Eukaryota, Metazoa, Mollusca, Cephalopoda, Sepiida, Sepiidae.